GAGAGAGAGAGAGAGAGAGAGAGAGAGAGAGAGGUGAAGGCAGAAUGCAUGCCUCAGCAGGAUCCAUUUAACAUCGAGGAGCCCAAUAAAGGUUGGGCAGAACCAACAGUAACACUGGCAUAUUAAGUAUGUUUGCGUGAGGUUGUGAAAGAGUGUGAGCAACUGACAAACAGGCCCAAGAGGAUCUCGGAGACUGUGUCAGUGACUGCGCGCAAGAAGGGCACUGGGGAUUUGCAGGUUGGAAAAAGACAGGUGAUGUUAUGCUGGGGUGAGGGAGUUCGCGGAGGGGGCAGUGGGUGGAGCGUGUCCUCCCAGGGCAGACCCAGCACCCUCCCCCGCUGGGCCAUCGCCCGCAUUCCCAGCAUCGCGCCUCCACCGCCCCCACGCGUGCCACUAUGGGGAGCGGCCCGACCUGUGCGUGACACCUGGAGGGCGCGGCCUCAGUAUUAAAGGGGGAAGGAGGCCGCGGCGCCGGCCCCAGGCGCUAGCCCAGGCCAAAAGAAGCUCUCUCGUCCAGUCCGCAUAGCCGGCCGCUGGAAGGCCGCCCUCGGGGGUACGGCAGACACGAUGCUGAUGAGGGUGCCCUCCCUUCCCGAGCGGGGAGAGCUGGACUGUAACAUCUGCUACCGACCCUUCAACCUCGGGGGCCGCGCACCCCGUCGCCUGCCCGGUACGGCGCGUGCCCGCUGCGGACACACGCUGUGCACCGCCUGCCUGCGCGAGCUGGCUGCGCGAGGCGAAGGCGGCCGGACCGUGGUGCGCCUGCGCCGCAUGGUCACGUGCCCUUUCUGCCGGGCGCCCUCGUCGGUCCCGCGCGGCGGCGUCGCGGAGAUAGCAUUAGACUCGGGCUUGUGGUCACGAUUAGAGGAAAAGGCACAGGCUGAGCGUGAACGACACCAGACGGGGAGCCUGGCCAAGGAAAGCGGGGACGAUGAUGGAGAGGACGAUGACGCGAAAGUCGAGUGCGAGCAGGGGGCGGGACCUAGAAGUACCGGGUGGCGCGCGCUCCGGCGGAUUGUGGACAGGGUUCUGGCGCCCGUGCGCAGCUGGCGGCGUCCGUUGCCUAGCAAUGUGCUCUACUGUCCAGAGGUCAAGGACAUUGCCCACGUGACCCGCUGCACGCUGUAACCGAGGAACCUGGGAGUUAAGGCAGAAGGAAGGUGGGAGCAGCAGCCUUGCGCAUUAAUACAAAGGGCUGAUUGUCAAGACUACUUCCUCUGAUGCUGGAAUUGGUACCUGUGUGAUGGAGUUGUGCAAAAGGCAGACCACCUUAGGAAGGAGGUGUUACUUCUGAGCUACGGAGGUUUCUAGACGAACGUCCCAUCCACCGACUGUGCCAGCAUUAUAUUUUCAAGAUGGAGUGGCCCAGGAAUGAUAGAAGAAAAGCCUACCUUGUUGUGGGAAGAAAACAUAGGUUUUUAGGGGCUUUUGGCUUUUGUCCAGGGAGGCUGUGAUGUAAGCAACAGGUCCCAUUUUAGCAUUGUCAGUGGAGAUGAUUUUUUUUUUUUUUAAGGAACAACAGGAGAGAAGAGACUUUUAAUGUCAUGUCAGUCUCACUGAUCAGGUUAUGUACAGAUGGUGGUUUGCCAUCGUAGUUCUGUGUUCCAGAAAUUACUGAGAUGCCUCCUUGUCUAUGAUUGGGGGCCUUGCACACAGUCUCUCUCUUCAGCUUUGCUGGGGCAGGUUGAAAUUGUCCAAAGGGGCAUAUGUGAGACCUUAAGACUUAAUCAAGGGUAGGUGUGCCAUUUGUUAAAGGAAUCAAAAUUUAAACUUUUGAUAUUAUGUGUUGUCUUUACAUUCAGAUUCUUUAGCACUACUAAAAAAAGAUGCAUAAUUUUAAACUUGUGUCUCAUAAUGGGACAUCACUUAUUAUGUCAUAAGUUCUAUUUUAAAGUCCUGUAAAUAUCUUACAGUAGAAUCUAAUGUAUUGGUGUCACUAAGAGCUUGCUAGAAGUGCAGAAUUUAGAAUCCCACUCCACACUCCCUGAUUCAGACUGUAUUUUCACAAUUCCAGGUGAUCUGUGUGUAUAUAAAUUAAGAAGCACUGGUCUAGAUUGUAGACACUGAGGUGUCAUCACUCUGAGAUGUCAUCAUUUCUGGGUGGAACAUUUAAAACACAAAUGACACACUAUGAAGUUCUAAAGUGACAGUCUAUUGCUAAAGAAAACUAUGUUACAUUUUUCUGAGUUAAAAAUGUGAACUUGUAAUAGACCUCAAUUUUCAGGGGUCUCCAAGCUUGUGUUUAAUGGACAAAUAAUAAUGUAUCCACUUACCGAGCAUAAAUUUUCAUUUUUUUAAACCACAUUUUGUCAUUUUCCUAUCCUUAAGUUUCAGUGUCCCCUUUUGGGAGCCCAUGCCUACCUCUUGUAACAUGCCUUAUUUCCACUAUUUUCUAUAUAUGUGCUACUGAAGUGAACACUAUAUUUAUUUUCUGAUAGUUCAUGUUUUCUGAGUAUAAACUCCAAAGAACUAUUUCCAGAGCCAAUAGCAGUGUUAAUGUAUUAUAU
This is a messenger RNA of Nannospalax galili (Upper Galilee mountains blind mole rat), 2507 nucleotides long. It is a transcript of the gene Rnf227, whose product is annotated as ring finger protein 227. The transcript is spliced from 2 exons. Gene Ontology annotation, biological process: protein ubiquitination. Lineage: Eukaryota; Metazoa; Chordata; Mammalia; Rodentia; Spalacidae. The record is from RefSeq and is a predicted model, not a curated record. Bases 568 to 1128 code for a protein of 186 amino acids. Gene Ontology annotation, molecular function: ubiquitin protein ligase activity.